Molecule: messenger RNA, 777 nt
Organism: Triticum dicoccoides
Lineage: Eukaryota; Viridiplantae; Streptophyta; Magnoliopsida; Poales; Poaceae
Exons: 1
Coding region: 131-535 (134 amino acids)
Source: RefSeq, a predicted model, not a curated record
ACUAGUACAUGUGGAGUUGCUGUCCAGUCCCUGCCAAACCCAAUUGUCACUUUGCUAGCUCCAAAAAGGGUGCAGCUUUGCUUAUUUUCCUCUCCUUCCCUAUUUGCAUCCUCCCCAAGCCCAGGCAGGCAUGGCGCACCACGCGCCGUCCAACUCUCUCAUACUCUUCCUGGUCCUCACUUCCAUCCAAGACGGCAGAGGUGCGACGUCGCGUCCAUCGCCGGCGCCGGCGGGAUACGUGCCGGUUCGCGCCGUGGUGUACCGAUCGGUGGCGCUCCCGGCCGCGACGGUAGCCGCCGCCGGGGACGAGGCGCCGGGCGGAGGAAGUUACGAGCCGUUCCAGCUGUGCAUGGGGUGCCGGUGCUGCGCGGCGGCAGGGAGCGGCGGCGCGAGCAGCUCAUGCGUGGACACGCGGUGCUGCUACGCCAUCGACUGCAACGUCCCCGGCAAGCCCUUCGGCGUCUGCGCCUUCUCCCCCCGCACAUGCGGCUGCGGCGCCGGCGCCGGCGCCGGCAACAACUGCACCGCCACCUAGGGACACCGAUCAGCCUCGUCACCGUUCAGCCAACGAUCGUCCUCAUCAACCUGCUAGCUGUUUUCGACACGCUAUUACUUUUACUUCAAUUUGGAAAAAAGGUUAUAUGCCUACCAAAUGGCACUGCAGAUAUAGCUCAAGAUUUGUUUUUUAUUUCCUUGUAUUACUGAUGUCAAUUCUUUUGGGUACUGUCGAAAUAAUUUUGCUCGUCUCUAGAGAGUUGGCAGCUGUUGCAUUUGACU